AGAUACAAGAAUCGUGAGAAGGCGUUUGGCAGCACGUAGGAAAGAUAUAGAAGAAUAUAACUAGGAAGUUUAUAAGGACAAAGUAGCGUUCAAGUGUUGGUUGCGCGUAUUCCGGAGUUCAAUACUGUGAGACACAUUCAUACAUUGUGUGCGCAUAACACUCCCUUCCGUGCAGCAUGGAGUACCCGACGAAGGAAAAGCUUCAGCUGGACGCACACCCAGUACCUUCCGCCCCGUCAGCAGCGAAUCCCAGGGAAGAGAAUACCUGCUGUUGCGGCUGCAGUUGGCGGACUGGCGCCAUCACCAUCGCCAUCAUCUACCUGCUGGUGCACCUGGGUUUUGAAGGAUUUCUGAUCUUUCUCCUCUACAUGGAAGGCAUGAGAGAUGUUGGUCUCCGGGUUUUGAUCAUGAUUGGUGUAAUUGGAAUUGCAGUCAUCUUUAUCUCCUUGCUGUUACACGGAGCCAUAAAGCGCCGUUCGCCUUACCUCCUCGCUUGGAUGUGGUGGGAAGGCCUCAACAUUGGCCUCGGGAUCAUUGGCCUCAUCUUCUCCCUUUUCCUCAUGGGCGCCGCUGCACUGAGUGGCUUGCUUGGGGUUAGUCUCCGAUUCUGCUGCUUCUUCGUCGUCUAUGAAUACCGGUCAACCCUGAUCGCCCAGCCUCCGAAGCGAGAGGCCAACAACGCCCCGGCCUGAUUCUGCGGAGAUGCAGCCUCCUCCCCCACGCAGGGAAAUGGUCUUGGAACCUCUGGUGUUUCAUUGUGUGCGAGCGGCUUAA
Messenger RNA from Penaeus vannamei (Pacific white shrimp), 774 nucleotides. RefSeq lists its product as uncharacterized. The record is from RefSeq and is a predicted model, not a curated record. NCBI's taxonomy places the organism in Eukaryota, Metazoa, Arthropoda, Malacostraca, Decapoda, Penaeidae.